GUUAUAAGUCCAUAAUCAAACAUAGCUCAAAGUGUGUAACAUAUUCUUAAAUAACUUAAAACAUUUUCAACCUAACAAAAACAAAAACAUGGGUAGUGUAAGUGUUGAAAUUCCAACAAAGGUUCUUACUAACACAUCUAGUAAAGUGAAAAUGCCUGUGGUUGGAAUGGGAUCAGCACCUGACUUCACAUGUAAGAAAGACACAAAAGAUGCAAUCAUUGAAGCCAUCAAACAAGGUUAUAGACACUUUGAUACUGCUGCUGCUUAUGGCUCAGAACAAGCUCUUGGUGAAGGUUUGAAAGAGGCAAUUGAACUUGGUCUUGUUACUAGAGAACAACUUUUUGUUACUUCUAAACUUUGGGUCACUGAAAAUCAUCCUCAUCUUCUUGUUCCUGCUCUUCAAAAAUCUCUCAAGAAUCUUCAAUUGGAGUACUUGGACUUGUAUUUGAUUCAUUGGCCACUUAGUUCUCAGCCUGGAAAGUUUUCAUUUCCAAUUGAUGUGGCAGAUCUCUUGCCAUUUGAUGUGAAGGGUGUUUGGGAAUCCAUGGAGGAAGGCUUGAAACUUGGACUCACUAAGGCUAUUGGUGUCAGUAACUUCUCUGUCAAGAAACUUCAAAAUCUUCUCUCUGUUGCCAAUGUUCUUCCUGCAGUCAAUCAAGUGGAGAUGAACCUUGCAUGGCAACAAAAGGAGCUUAGAGAAUUUUGCAAUGCAAAUGGAAUAGUGUUAACUGCAUUUUCACCAUUGAGGAAAGGUGCAAGCAGGGGAGCAAAUGAGGUUAUGGAGAAUGAUAUGCUUAAAGAGAUUGCAGAUGCUCAUGGAAAGUCUGUUGCACAAAUUUCAUUGAGAUGGUUAUAUGAACAAGGAGUCACUUUUGUUCCCAAGAGCUAUGAUAAAGAAAGAAUGGGUCAAAAUUUGGCUAUCUUUGAUUGGAUAUUAACAAAAGAAGAUCAUGAGAAAAUUGAUCAAAUUAAGCAGAACCGUUUGAUCCCUGGACCAACCAAGCCAGGACUGAAUGAUCUAUGGGAUGAUGAAAUAUAAAAAGUAAUGAUAUAUAUUAAAGUCAUUUAAGCUUGUUUGCCUCAUAAUCUAUCUUAUUGUCUUACAAUGAAUGAGUGUCACAUUUGCUAAUUUAUAAAUGAAAAAGGAGAGAAUAAGCUAUGAAUUUGCUUAAAAGUGUAAUUUUCUUAUUCUGAAGAGAUGUGGUUAAAAGAUGUUCCUAAUCCCUUUUUAUUAAUCUGACAUGGGCUCUAUUGGGCCUUAGGCAGCUUUUUUAUCUUUCAA
Trifolium pratense (red clover) is the source of this 1282-nucleotide messenger RNA. Its product is annotated as NAD(P)H-dependent 6'-deoxychalcone synthase-like. Lineage: Eukaryota; Viridiplantae; Streptophyta; Magnoliopsida; Fabales; Fabaceae. Gene Ontology annotation, molecular function: aldose reductase (NADPH) activity. The record is from RefSeq and is a predicted model, not a curated record. The transcript is spliced from 3 exons. Bases 89 to 1039 code for a protein of 316 amino acids. Gene Ontology annotation, cellular component: cytosol.